Molecule: messenger RNA, 953 nt
Organism: Mandrillus leucophaeus (drill)
Lineage: Eukaryota; Metazoa; Chordata; Mammalia; Primates; Cercopithecidae
Product: liver carboxylesterase 1-like
Exons: 8
Biological process (GO): lipid catabolic process
Cellular component (GO): endoplasmic reticulum; lipid droplet
Molecular function (GO): carboxylic ester hydrolase activity
Source: RefSeq, a predicted model, not a curated record
UAACAGGAAGAUGUUCCCUGAAGCAGAAGAAAAUGAUGUUGGUGACGAUGACCCUUGCCAAAGGGCACCCGUCCUCGCCACCUGUGGUGGACACCGUGCAUGGCAAAGUGCUGGGGAAGUUCGUCAGCUUAGAAGGAUUUGCACAGCCUGUGGCCGUUUUCCUCGGAAUCCCUUUUGCCAAGCCCCCUCUUGGACCCCUGAGGUUUGCUCCACCGCAGCCUGCAGAGCCAUGGAGCUUCGUGAAGAAUGCCACCUCUUACCCUCCUAUAUGUUCCCAGGAUCCCAAGGCGGGGCAGUCUAUCUCAGACCUAUUGACCAACCGAAAGGAGAACAUUCCUCUCAAGGUUUCCGAAGACUGUCUUUACCUCAAUAUUUACACUCCUGCUGACUUGACCAAGAAAAGCAGGCUUCCGGUGAUGGUGUGGAUCCACGGAGGGGGGCUGGUGGUGGGUGCAGCAUCAACCUAUGAUGGGCUGGCCCUUGCUGCCCAUGAAAACGUGGUGGUGGUGACCAUUCAAUACCGCCUGGGCAUCUGGGGAUUCUUCAGCACAGGGGAUGAACACAGCCGAGGGAACUGGGGUCACCUGGACCAGCUGGCUGCCCUGCACUGGGUCCAGGACAACAUUGCCAGCUUUGGAGGGAACCCAGGCUCUGUGACCAUCUUUGGAGAGUCAGCAGGAGGAGAAAGUGUCUCUGUUCUUGUUUUGUCUCCAUUGGCAAAGAAUCUCUUCCACCGGGCCAUUUCUGAGAGUGGCGUGGCCCUCACUGCUGUUCUGGUGAAGAAAGGUGAUGUCAAGCCCUUGGCUGAGAAAAUUGCUAUCGCUGCUGGGUGUCAAACCAUCACCUCAGCUGUCAUGGUUCACUGCCUGCGACAGAAGACGGAAGAGGAGCUCUUGGAGACGACAUUGAAAAUGAAAUUCUUCUCUCUGGAUUUACAUGGAGACCCCAGAGAG